AUGUCUUCUUCUUCUUCCUCCUGUCGCAACCCUUCCGGACAGGAGGGCCACGGCUCGGCAUCUCCAUCUCAAGCCCCCGCAAGCCCCAGCACGCCGCUGCCGUUCAACAACGUCAACGACAACAACGCCAACACCAACGUCGACGACGAGGAGCACCGCCACCGAUGCCACGGCACCUGCCCGGACAGCGGCGGCCAGCGCUGCCGCAACCUCAUCGACGCGCACGCGUGGAAGGCCGACAGCGUGCGCUUCUGCAACCUGCACGAGGAGCAAGCCGCAGACGCGCUCGCCAGAGCCAGGCGCGAGGCGCAGCGGCUGGCCGGCGACGACGCGAACCUGCGGGUCGCUGUUGCUGCCUUUCUUGACCGCAAGAUGACGACGACGACGGCCUUUCUCGGCGCGCGGGCCGCGGCGGUGGCGACGAAGGAGGGGGAGGAGGAGGAGGUGGUGAUGGCAGAGAAGGAGAAGGAUGAUGAUGAUGAGGCGCGCGAGGAGGAGGAGGAGGCCAUCAUCAGGGACGAGCAGUGGAGACAGCACGACAGGGAGCUGCACUUGAGCGUCGCCAGGGCGCACGUCAGCCACCAGCUCGAGGCGAACGCGCGGGCCUGCGAAGAGGCGGCACGGGAGAUCGCGGAGCUGCGGGCGGCGGCGCGCGAGGAGGCGCGCGACGUGGCGGACGCCGUCCGGGCUGGCAGGCUUGCCGGCAGGCUCGAGCGUGUCGAGGGCGAGCUGGCCGACUCGCACGAGACCAACGCGACGCUCAGCGCCGAGGCGCGGGCCUCGCAGAACCGCAUCGCAGCCUUGGAGACGGAAGUGAGGGCCGCCGACGCUGAGAGGGAGCGCCUCGCCGUCCAGCUCAGCGACACUGAGGGCGAGCUGAGGGAGGCGCGUGCGAAGAACGCGAACCUCGCCGCCGAUCCGGAGGGCCACCAGGCGGGCGCCGCCGCAGCAUGGCUUGGUCGGGCAAACGACGAGAGUGACGACGGUCUGAGGACUCGGCUUCGCGACACCGAGGUCGAGCUGGGCAGCGCUCGCGAGGCGCACACCAACAUUGCUGCCCAGCUCGCCAACACUACCGCCACUAACCGCGAGCUUAGGGCUAGGGUCCUGCUCGUCAUCUAUACGAUGCGCCUCAUCAUACUUGGCCGCCGUUCCAUCGCCGCCGCCGAGCGCGCUAUUACUGAACGUGCUGCGGCCGAGCGUGCCGCUGCCGUUGACGAGAGCCGGGCCGCCGCUGCUCGCGCUACUCUCGCAUUAAUCAUAGCAGGCUUCAUGUACUUGGGGAGGCCGCGCGGAUAA
Molecule: messenger RNA, 1299 nt
Organism: Lasiodiplodia theobromae
Lineage: Eukaryota; Fungi; Ascomycota; Dothideomycetes; Botryosphaeriales; Botryosphaeriaceae
Exons: 1
Coding region: 1-1299 (432 amino acids)
Source: RefSeq, a predicted model, not a curated record